AUAAACUACUCCUGAUAUGUAUGUGUAUGUAUCUAUAGGUUGUAUGUAUAGAUUCAUAAAAAUAUAAAGUUUCCGGUGAAAUUAUAUUCAGUGUUACUCCAGAUCGGAAUCUAAUAUGUUUUCUAUUAUUUACUAGUUUGAUUAUUUUCUUACUUCUCGCCGUAAAAUCUCGUUUUUUCGGCGAGUUCUACCGGCGUUUUUUCCGGCGAUUCUCUCACGAGGCAUUGUAAGGAUUUUGUGUAGCUCCGGUCAAAUAAAUGAGCUCGUUAGCGGCGGUAUUAACUUAAACAUCGUUUUCCGGCGAGUUUUCCGGCGAGGUACUUUAGGUUAUUGUUGCCGGUAGUUAAAUAUAUGCUAUCUACUGUUUAGUUUUUGGUAUUUUAUCGUUUGAUUGUUAGUACUGAGUGUAGAUAUAGUUUUCCGGCGAGAUAUUGCUAGGUUUUUGUAACUCCGGCGAGUUAUUGCUAGGUUUUUGUGACGCCGGCGAAAUAUUUACUUAGAUCUGUAGUUAAUAAAUGUGCUAUUGUGCUCUAGUUUGAUUGGUUCUAAGAAUAUAUAUUGAUAUAGUGAUAUACUAAUAUACAUACGUAUAUAUGUUGUAUCUAUAUGUAUAUAUAACUGAAGAGAAUAAUUUUUUUUUGGGUAAAAGGCUUUACACCUGGUAAAUAACUGAAGAGAAUAAGUUUAAAAGUUAAAAAGAGAGAAUGGUGUCUUCAUUUCCGGAGGAGGUAUUGGAGCAUGUAUUUUCAUUUAUAACAACGGAUAAUGACCGUAAUGUGGUGUCAUUGGUGUGUAAGUCAUGGUAUGAGACCGAACGAUGGUGCCGGAAAAAGGUUUUUGUAGGAAACUGUUAUGCGGUAAGCCCUAGAAUGAUCACACAUAGGUUUCCGGAGGUUCGGUGUGUGGAGUUGAAAGGAAAACCGCAUUUUGCGGAUUUUAAUUUGGUACCAGAAGGUUGGGGAGGGUAUGCCUGUGAUUGGAUUGAUGAAAUGUCUAAGGCUUAUCCUUGGUUAGAGGAGAUUAGGUUGAAGAGGAUGGUUGUUACGGAUGAGAGUUUGGAGUUGAUUUCUACGUCGUUUAAGAAUUUUAAGGUUUUGGUUUUGAGUUCGUGUGAGGGGUUUAGUACUGAUGGACUUUCUGCUAUUGCUGCUAAUUGCAGAAACUUGAGAGAGUUGGAUUUGCGAGAAAGUGAAGUGAUGGAUUUAAGUGGGCAUUGGUUAAGCCACUUUCCAGAAACUUUUACUUCACUGGAGUCGCUUAACAUGUCCUGUAUGGCUUCGGAGGUUAGUUUCUCAGCCCUUGAACGCCUGGUUGCUCGCUCGCCCAAUUUAAAGACCCUUCGACUCAAUCGUGCCGUACCUCUGGGAAAGCUCUCCACCUUAUUGCAGCGAGCACCACAGCUGGUUGAAUUGGGUACAGGUGUUUACUCGUCAGGCAUUCGGUCUGAUGUAUACUCAGGUCUGUCUAAGGCUUUCAUGGGUUGUAAGGAGCUUAAGGAACUGUCAGGGUUUUGGGACGUGGAUCCAUCGUAUCUUUCAGCCUUCUAUUCUGUUUGCUCUAGGCUGACCUCAUUGAAUUUGAGCUAUGCCACUGUUAGAAGUCCUGAUAUCAUCAAGGUGAUUGGUCAAUGUCCUAAUCUGCAGCGUCUAUGGGUAUUGGAUCACGUUGAGGACAGUGGACUCAAUGCCCUUGCAUUAUCCUGUAAGGAUCUACGAGAACUGAGGGUGUUUCCUUCUGACCCUUUUGUUGCAGAUGCAAAUGUCUCCUUAACAGAACAGGGCCUUGUUUCGGUUUCAGAGGGGUGCCCAAAGCUCAAGUCUGUUCUUUACUUCUGUCGGCAAAUGUCAAAUUCUGCAUUGAUUGCCAUUGCAAAAAAUCGCCCUAACCUAACGUGUUUCCGGCUAUGCAUCAUUGAACCACGUGCUCCCGAUUACUUGACUCAUGAACCACUUGAUGUUGGAUUUGGAGCCAUAGUAAAAUACUGCAAGGGACUCAAACGCCUUUCAUUAUCUGGUCUCCUAACGGACCGUGUAUUCGAGUACAUCGGGACACAUGCUAAAAGUGUAGAGAUGCUUUCUAUUGCGUUUGCUGGGAACAGUGAUUUAGGUUUACAUUAUGUGUUGUCAGGGUGUGACAGCCUCCGGAAACUUGAGAUUCGAGAUUGCCCCUUUGGUGACAAGGCUUUAUUGGCUAAUGUCUCCAAGUUGGAGACAAUGCGAUCCCUUUGGAUGUCAUCUUGUGCAGUUAGUAUUGGAGCCUGUAAGUUUCUAAGUCGGAAGAUGCCUAUGCUUAAUGUUGAAGUUAUAGAUGAAAAUGGAAGUUUAGUUUCAAGUCUUGAUAGCUCUCUUGUUGAGAAGCUUUAUAUAUACCGCACUGUUGCUGGCCCGAGGUCUGACAUGCCUGACUUUGUAUGGACCAUGAAUCAAGAUCGUGAAAAUAUAACUUCUUGAGACAUGUCUGGAUGGAUUGAAUCCUCAUUCCGAAUAUGAAAGAGGUGCUAAGUAGCUGCUGUGCCCAUGUAGAGAACAAAAAGAUUCACGUCCGAGUUGUUCCCGAUACAUUUUUCAUAGUUCACAUUUCUUUUAGUAUCUUGUAUGUUUCUCUUAAGCUAAUUGAUCACAUUUAUGUACUUUAGCAUUAUUUACCUGUAUCCUGAUAAACUCAAAUCUUGUUUGAGAUUCGAACUUUCAAUGAUUGGUUUCCUUCAUAAUA
Molecule: messenger RNA, 2712 nt
Organism: Erigeron canadensis
Lineage: Eukaryota; Viridiplantae; Streptophyta; Magnoliopsida; Asterales; Asteraceae
Product: protein TRANSPORT INHIBITOR RESPONSE 1-like
Exons: 4
Coding region: 705-2450 (581 amino acids)
Biological process (GO): SCF-dependent proteasomal ubiquitin-dependent protein catabolic process
Cellular component (GO): SCF ubiquitin ligase complex
Molecular function (GO): protein binding
Source: RefSeq, a predicted model, not a curated record